Molecule: messenger RNA, 287 nt
Organism: Closterium sp. Naga37s-1
Lineage: Eukaryota; Viridiplantae; Streptophyta; Zygnematophyceae; Desmidiales; Closteriaceae
Source: the annotation of a GenBank genome assembly
GUGACUCCGAAAACCUCAGGGACCCGGGAAUGGACGCCCCCCCUGGGGAUGUCGUGCUGCGCUUGGCUGAGCUGGCGGUGAGCUGCACCGUUGACGCCACUGCGGACCGCCCAACCAUGGCGCACAUUGUCAACGAGCUACAGGCUGUCAGGGAGGAGGUGGUGGGGAGAGAGGAGUUGAGUGCAGCGACUAAGGUUGAUGCGCAGGUGGAGAAGAUGAAGAAUGCAGAGGUCAAUGUGCUAAGCCUGGAUGCAGAGUUUGACUUCGUCAUUCACCAGUUCGCUUGA